This is a messenger RNA of Glossina fuscipes, 789 nucleotides long. RefSeq names its product HIG1 domain family member 1A, mitochondrial. Gene Ontology annotation, biological process: mitochondrial respirasome assembly. Gene Ontology annotation, cellular component: mitochondrion. The record is from RefSeq and is a predicted model, not a curated record. The coding region runs from base 173 to 466 and encodes 97 amino acids. The transcript is spliced from 3 exons. NCBI's taxonomy places the organism in Eukaryota, Metazoa, Arthropoda, Insecta, Diptera, Glossinidae.
UUAUGACGUGAAGUAAAUUUUUUUUAUUGUAACAAAAAAUUGUAUUAGAAACGAAUAUAACCUGCGGGAUUACUACAAAAAAAUAAACCAAGGCAAACAACACAGGAAUAAUUACUAUAAGUGAUAGAAUUGUAACGUAUCCCGUUAUACUAGUUGUAAAUAAAAGAAGAGUAUGAGUAGUAAAUCGUACUUCGAAGAACCAGGCGAGGAUAGUAGCAAACUUGCUAAAAAGGCAAAAGAUUCACCAUUUAUGAUUGUGGGAAUGGCAGGUUUUGUGGUGGCUGGUCUGAUAGGUGCUUAUAAAUAUCGACAUCGUGGAACAAUGAGUACAAGUGUAUUUCUAAUGCAAUUACGUGUGGCAGCUCAGGGAACGGUCGUUGGUUGUUUAACGAUCGGUUUGGCUUACGCUAUGAUUAACGAACAUGUUCUUAAAAAAUCCGAUGAAAAUAAAUUAAACAAACAGUAAAUUAACAGAUAUAUUUUUGUGCGUAAGAUUAAGAGGCAAAGUUACAUUACGAAAUCAUUCAUUAUAAACCUCAGUCAUCUCUCCUUCCCCAUGAAUGUGAUGUUUUCAAAACAGCCAAGCGAAACGAAUAAACACAUGACGCCUCACCAUCAGAUUACAAAUGAAAACUAUGUUCUCUGUGAUAUUUAAAAUGUGUAUAUAUAUCUUUUAACUUAAAUUAAAAUGUACAAUAGAGAGUGUGUGUGCAAAUACAAAUACACCUGGCACAAUUUGUUGUUCACCUCCUUCUAUUUAGUUCAAAUUGUUGUCAGUUUUCAAAAACA